ACGUGCUUACACAAGUGAAAAUUCAAUAUGAUAAGUUUCUGCUGUUUCCUAGAUGUUUAGGCUAACUGCUAGAUUGGAAGUAAAGCAAGAUGUUUUCUGUAUUUUGCAAAAAAUUAUUCCAAAUAUGAAACCUAUUUUUCAGUCCUCUGUUUAAGAAAUCUGACAGUAUAUAUAUUACAGAACAAUGAAAAAUGCAAAGAAUUUCGAGUUGAACUAACACUGAGGAAGUAUGACACGGUUACCAAGGAAUGCUAUGAGCCUUCAACAGUUCAUGUUAAGACGACAAGUGCUCUGUUUAUAUCGUGACUUCAUGAAGUUGAUUAACGAAGCACCAGAGAAUGAGCGCAAGUCCAUGAAGGAUUGGGUGAGACAAGAUUUCAAAAACAACAUGCAUUGGAAGAAUGAGACUGACAUCAAAAUGCAAUUGUCGCGGGGAAGAUUGGCUCUUAGGGAAGUGAGUUCAGCCGUUCACAUGACCAAGUAAAAAAUAAUGGUGGUUCGAGCAGCUGCUUUGCUUGCUCAAUGUGUUCAGUUAGGAGUCCUGCAAAUUGUUAUGAAGUAAUUGUUCAAUUUGUUUGUUCUUUGCUUGUGUAGCACCAUUGAAUAUUGUAUUUUGAAAAAAUGCAUAUUUUUUUGUUGCGCCAAAUUUAUUUGACUACAACUUUCUUCCUUUUGCAACUCUCUAGCAUUUUUGUAUAUUUUUAUAUAUUUGAUAAAAUUAGCUUUCAAGAUGGUUAGACGCUUUUGUUAUUGACAUGUUUUUAACUUUUUGUUGUUUUCGAAGUCAUUUGUGUUAACAAAUAUAGAGGUAAAAAUUUGUAUCCGGUUAUGCUUAUCGUACAGAAAGGGACGGGUAUUUCUCCGUAAUUCUUGUCAUAUGUUUCUUCCACUGUCCUACUGUAGUUUUCCUCAAUUAUGCAGGUAUACACAUUAACUAUUUUAUUGGGAAAAAAAUUUGCAAUUUGGGUCGGGCCCUUAUAUAUUUUUGUAGGGAUUCAAUUUAGUGUAUAAACUUACUGUUUGAAGUGAUACUUAACGCGAAUUGGUCAAUUUUCUGAUUUUUUAUGAAGCAACUCCAACUUGAUUGAUUGAUUUCUUUCAUAUUUUAUGAUAACAUUUAUAAUAUAUUUUAACUGAGAACAUCACAUCAAAGCAAGGUUGGAUGUGUCUGUAUCAUUUUCUCUUCCUAGUUGACGAUAAAAAAUCUUUUCGAUGGA
Hydractinia symbiolongicarpus is the source of this 1217-nucleotide messenger RNA. Its product is annotated as TP53-regulated inhibitor of apoptosis 1-B-like. Gene Ontology annotation, cellular component: mitochondrion. The record is from RefSeq and is a predicted model, not a curated record. The transcript is spliced from 3 exons. The coding region runs from base 230 to 484 and encodes 84 amino acids. NCBI's taxonomy places the organism in Eukaryota, Metazoa, Cnidaria, Hydrozoa, Anthoathecata, Hydractiniidae.